Amoebophrya sp. A120 is the source of this 451-nucleotide messenger RNA. The record is from the annotation of a GenBank genome assembly. Lineage: Eukaryota; Dinophyceae; Syndiniales; Amoebophryaceae.
GCCGGCCGCGAGGCCAGCCGCCUUCGUUCAGUAUCGCUUUGGUGCUGGGCGCAUGCGGGCAGCCCGUUUCGGGCCUUCUCCGUGCUCCGGCGCGAGGCCGGGGGCCGCCGUCGUUUUGGCGCACCGGGCGGGCAGGCGAUUGGGAGGGCCGCGGUCGUUUUGGUGCCUCGAGGGCGUGGCGCCCUCGCGUGCGGCCUGUCUUGGCAGCAUUUUUCGCCGGGCUUCUCCCUUCAUGUGCCAAACACGAGCGCGCCUUUUCCACGCGAUCGCUUUACUUUGAUGCUGCGGCUGCGGCACGGCGCGCGGCCAGCCGCAAUUUUUCAAACUGGGCGCAAAUAGGGCGCCUAUAUGCGCCCUGUUUUCGUGCCCGUAUGGGCGUAGUUUUUCGCACUUUCGCGGCGCCCGCGGCUCGCCCCGCAAGCGGGGCGCGCCUUCGGCGCGCGCAAGCCGG